AUGGCAUAUGAUCACUAUGUAGCCAUCUGCCUUCAUCUGCAUGACAGAGAAAUCAUGAACAGAAGUGCAUGUGUCCAGAUGGCAGCUGGUUGCUGGGUCAGCAGCACAAUCUAUUCCUUGUUUCUUACUUUUGGUACCUUCAGUCUGCAUUUCUGUGAGUCCAGUGUGAUCGGUCAGUUCUUCUGUGACAUCCCACAGCUUCUAAAGGUCUUCUGUACUGAUACACAUGGUCAAGAAAUUUCACUUCUGGUCUGUUGCUCAGUCUUUAGCUCCAUGUUCAUUAUUUCCUUAUUUGUGUCCUACAUUUGCAUUUUCUCCACUGUGCUGAGAAUCCCCUCUGCACACGGCAGAUACAAAGCCCUCUCCACCUGCCUGCCCCACCUGAGUGUGUUUUCUUUAUUUAUGAGCACCACCAUGUUCACCUACAUGAGGCUGAAAUCAAUGUCCUCACUGUAUCUGGACCUGCUGGUGGCCGUGUUCUAUUCGAUGAUGACACCACUAUUGAAUCCCACGAUUUACAGCACCAGAAACAAGGCAAUAAAACAUGCUUUGGGGGAAAUGAUAGGAAGGAUAUUUGCCAUGAAGAAAAAUUAA
Dermochelys coriacea (leatherback sea turtle) is the source of this 594-nucleotide messenger RNA. Its product is annotated as olfactory receptor 14A16-like. Lineage: Eukaryota; Metazoa; Chordata; Testudines; Dermochelyidae. Bases 1 to 594 code for a protein of 197 amino acids. Gene Ontology annotation, cellular component: membrane. Gene Ontology annotation, biological process: G protein-coupled receptor signaling pathway. The transcript has a single exon. The record is from RefSeq and is a predicted model, not a curated record. Gene Ontology annotation, molecular function: olfactory receptor activity.